AUGGCAGCCGACGACCAAGCCGCCAGCGAAAGCCCCGCGAACCCUGAACUCGACAUCAAGAAGCUACACGCCCUCCCCUCUGAACAGCAGGACCUGUACCUGCUCACCUUCAGCUCCGAUCUCGCGCGCCAUGUGGCGUCUCUCGACGGCGAUGGCGCUUCGGCGCAUCAGAUAUACAUCAAGAAGGAGAUAUUCCAAAUCGUCAACCUCGCAUCCCCCGCACCCACACGGGUAAUCCGAAACAACCUGGGGCGAGCGAUAGCUGGCAUAUUCGAAAAGGGGGACAGGAAGCUGCUCUUUGAAUCCAUCAAUGAUUCGGUCAACAUACUAAAUGCGGCUGGCAAGACCGAAAAGGACAUCAGGACAAAGCACGCGGCUGCGCAUUGCUUGGGCUCCAUCUUCGAGGCGGCUGGGGAUAGCGCCAUAGGGCUGUCACCAUUGGCAGUAAAGACACUGCUAGGGCUCGUCAAGUUUGCACAAAACCAUAGCGGUCUCCGCGCAGCGCUGUUCAAAGCCGUGGGAAAGGUGUUCAAAGGGAUCCACUCACAUGCCGAUGAGCUGAUUGCAAGAGACGCGUGGAAACAGGCUCGCAAUGCUGCCGGCGAUAAGUCAUACAUUGUGCAGACGGCCGUCUGCUACUGUCUGGAGCAGUUGAUUCGAUACACGCCAUUUUUCGACAACUCUGCCGACUUUGACAAACUGCAGAACGUGGUUUGGAAGGCCAUAGAUAGUCCCUCAUCGUCUGUGAGACAUGCAGUGGCGUCAUGUAUCAGCGCCGCGCUUGUGAAAAACUACUCCGAAAAUGCGCCGGUCGAUCUCCCAGUUCUCACACGAUCAAAGACAGCCAAGAGGAAGAGCAAGAAGAUAGGAGAUGAAGAUGGCGACGAUAUGGUUAUGGAGCGCCCCGACUCGCCUGCGCCCAAAAAGUCGGCAACGCAACUCUCUUUCACCAUUGAAAGUCUGCUGAAGCUGCUCGCGACGCAGUAUUGUCGACCGCAGACUGGCAACCGCGCAAAGGCGGGAAUCGCCGUAUGCUAUAUCAAAACCAUCAAGGGCCUGGGGGAGCAGAUCAUCGAGAGCAAAUACGCAGCCGUUGCGCGAAGCUUGUUUGUCGACGUCCUCAGCAGCAAUGUCAUUGUGCAGAACCGCUACCGCACGCUCAGUACGAGAAAGUUUGUCGCAGUCAUCAUGGAAAACGUCAUUGGUCGUGACUUGCUUGGUGAAUCGGGACAGCUGAACGCUGCGAGGUUCUUGGUCAAUGACAUUCUCAAAGACUACCCGCAGGUGCUGAAGGAGCGACCAGAACCUACGAAGCAGACCCUGAUCGGUGCUCUGAGCACGCUAUCUUCUCUGUUCAACAGCCUUGGGUCAGCCACCAAUGCAAUUGCAGACUCUUGCAGAGACGCUCUGGUCCAGGUCUUGCAACAUCCAAGCUAUACAGUGCAAGUGACGGCUUCUGCUUGUCUGCGCUCUUUUGUUCUCGCUUGUCCUCUACAGCUGCUUCCUGCUGUUACUAUAUGCAUGAAUAGUGUCAACAGAGAACUUGGUCUUCUCGCUGGGCCGCGUCAGUCGCCAAGGAAGUGUGUUGGUCUUGCGAAUGGUCUCUCCGCUGCACUGAGUACAUCCACGUCACAACCAUUACACGGUUCCGUAGACGUGAACUCGAGAGUACUCUCACAGGCCACAUCACUGCUGAAGUCAGCUAGCAAUUCCGAUCUCAGAAUUGGAUCUACGCAGAUACAAGUCGCCUGGAUCUUGAUCGGAGGGCUGAUGACCUUGGGCCCGAACUUUGUCAAGAUCCAUCUUUCGCAGUUACUGCUACUGUGGAAAAAUGCACUGCCUAAACCACUGAACCGAGAUAACAUGAUUCAAAGAAACUAUUUGGAGCUUUGCUUCCUGACACACGUCCGAGAAUGUGCACUAGGGUCAAUCCUGACCUUCCUGGAGUUCAACAGCCGGAUCUUGACGCUGGACGUAACCAAGAGGCUGGCGGCGAUGCUCCAGAACACGACGUUGUUUUUGAACACGUUGCCAGCGAAGAAAACGACUGACGACAUGUCACAACGGUUGUCGCCUGCACUGCAACUCCAUGACUUUGAUCUGAUGGUCCGGAGGAGAGUGCUUCAAUGUUACACCAAGCUCGUCGAGCUUAGUCCAGCAAGCAGUACAGACGUUCUACUGCAGACCAAUCUGCUGCCCUUUGCUAUUGCAUCCUUUGCCGAGCCUGACAACUACACAACGAGCUCAUUCAGCACCGCCAUUGCCAGUGCUGCAGGGACUUUUGAAAGCAUCUGGGAAGUAGCUGACAAUCACGGAUUCGGUGUUACUGGACUGGUACGCGGCUUUGACAUUACACCACUUCCAGGCGAGCAAGACACUGGUACCCGCCACCACUGGCUCACCCGACAUGGCCCUGAAGCCAUCAUUGACCAGACACUCCUUUCGCCAAUCUGCGGUGCUCGUGAGCAUGAUUCGAUUUCUUUGUACAUAAGGGCACCAGACGACACCCAUGAGCUGCCAGACCCUCCAGCUACUGAGGUGGUCAACGCAGCACUCCAACUGUUUGCGAUUUGUCUUCCUCUACAGACUGCCAAGAUUCAAGAAAGUAUAUUGGAACAGAUGACAUCUUUCCUGUCUGCAAGCAGUCUGCAGCGCGACUUUAACAGAAAAACUGCUAUGAUGGUCAACAUUGCAUAUGCGGUUUUGUCUGCACUCAAAGUGGCGGUAAAGGAGACACGUUCGGCUCCGGGUAGCCUGAAAGGAGCAGCAGUUGAGAAGGUCAUGCAGGAUCUAUUGCAUCUGUUCAUCAUUCUCCCCGAUCCCUUCAUCCGCAACCUUGCCGGAGAGGCUCUAGGUCGACUGUGUAAUAGUUCUGGAAACGCGCUCACGACUGCCGAAGUCAAUUAUCUGGUUGACCAAAUCGUUGCUAACCGCGAACCGAACGCUCGUUCUGGUUACGCUGUUGCCCUUGGCUGCAUACAUUCUCAACUUGGCGGUAUGGCGGCUGGCUUCCACCUGAACAAUAUUCUCGGAAUAUUGAUGUCACUCGGCAACGAUCCGCACCCUGUUGUGCAUUUCUGGGCCAUUGACAGUUUGUCGCGAGUCGCCGACUCCGCUGGUCUUUCGUUUUCGAGCUAUGUCACAAGUACACUCGGUAUGCUAGCGCAGUUGUAUGCCGCAGAUACGCACAAUGAGGAAUCGGCAUCCCUCGCAUCCUCGAACAUUGAGAUCGACAUUCCGACACCUGCAGUCAUUGCGAGAUGUGUUGAUAGUACAAUCAACGUUUUGGGUCCAGAUCUACAAGAUGUCGCAAAAGCAAGAGACCUGAUCAUGACUCUUGUUGGGCUUUUCCAGGGCGACGCUGAUGAGCUUAUCGUCAUUGAGAGCUUGCGCUGCCAGGAACACGUCUCUCUAUAUGCUCCGGGUCAUAUGGAUUUUUCGACCUAUGUUAAGAAUCUGCAACGCUCUGUGGAAAGUAGCUCAGCACAAAUACGCGAUAUGGCUAUUGACGGCCUGCACAACAUCAUGAGGCGCAACACGGAAGAAGUUAUACGCGCUGCUGAGCCGGGUCUAGAAGACCAGCUGUGGCACGUUCUUGACCGAGAUCCAGAUCAUGAAGUGGUGCAAAACAUAAUCCGCAAUUGGCUACAUCAGACGGGAUUAUCGGACACGGCGACGUGGGUGCAGCGAUGCCACUCGGUUCUAACCAAGACGAAGAAGGUUGAGAUUCCGGAAAAAAUCGAACAGAAACCAAAAGCUGGUGCAGCAGACCUGCAGGAUGAAGAGGUUGCGGGCUUUGCAUCUGCAUCAAAUGCUCCAGGAGCUGAGGCUGGAGAUGGCGCUCAAGUGAGCCAGGAGCUGCUCAAGUGGCAAGUCCGAACAUUCGGUAUGGAUUGCUUGAGCGAGCUUGUUGCAAUGGUUAGCAAGGAAGCUGCUUUCCGAGAGGAAGCGCCCUGUGUUUUGGCAUUGCAGCAACGCGUAGCUGAUGUUGUGCGCAUCGCCUUUUCUGCGUCCACCGCUGGCGUUGUGCAAUUGCGGAUACGCGGUCUUAAGAUUAUCGAUCAAGUCCUCAAGCUGUUCGGUAAAACGCCUGACCCGGAUUUCGCUGAAGUUACCCUACUCGAACAAUACCAGGCUCAGAUCGGUUCUGCACUUACGCCGGCCUUUGCAGCAGACUCAUCACCAGAACUUGCAGCCGAAGCUGUGAACGUCUGUGCUACCUUUAUUGCGACGGGUAUCGUGACAGACGUAGACCGCAUGGGGCGUAUUCUCAAGCUACUCGUCUCAGCGCUUGAGAACUUUUCUAGCGAAUCCGAAACUGCGUCAAUAGGUGACCUUAAAGGGCUAAGCUCCAACGCCCAAGUCAUGGUGAAGAUGGCAGUUUUCUCAGCUUGGGCCGAACUGCAAAUUGCUAGUGCCGAGCAGACGUACCUUGUAGAUGUGCUGAAGCCGCAUAUUGCUAAGCUGACCCCUCUUUGGUUGGCAUCGCUGCGGGAAUAUGCUCGCCUCAGAUUUGAGCCCGAUAUCUCUUCUUCCAUGGGUUCUGCAUCGCUCUCUGGUAGUCUGGACACCAUCUACGCGGCACUCAACCGUGAGACGCUGUUGAAAUUCUACCAGGAUGCUUGGCUUAAUCUUGUUGAUGCGAUUGCUAGUCUUAUCGACGAAGACAGCGAGUUUGUCUUUGACGCGCUUGAUGGCAAAACCGAGCUGUCUGAUCCGGCUCCCACUGAGAGGACCGAUCAUAUUAACUAUCGCGAUGAGCCUGUCGCUUUCUUCUUUGUUCUCUUCGGUCUCGCAUUCGAGGCUCUCGCAGGUCGCCCGGGCGAUCUACAAGCAUCCAAGGAGCAGAUUUUAGAGAUACUACAGGCUUUGAAGAAGAUCCUGCGACCUUCGGUAUCUGGGCACGCUAUCUAUCAAGAGGUCGUAUUCUCAGAAACGAUGGACAUGCUUGAUCGAUUGGUACUUACUGAAGGUUUGACUAUACAAAUGGUCAUUGUACAGAUUACGCGAAAUCUCUGCCUUGGCCAUCCUUCUGCAAGGAGAGAUCAGGGAACCACGUCCGCAGACGAACAUCUCUCUGAAGAUAUCGACCAGCUAUUUGAACUGACCAAGAUCAUGGUGCUAGUACUAUCAGGCCUGGUACCUGGGCUGGAAGACAGCAAAGCUAAGGCUCGCCAUGAGAUGAAUGAAGAGGCUGUUGCUCUACUCACAACAGCAUUGUCCGCUCUCGUGGAUGCGGCACAAGUCUUCCCAUCCAUCAUCAAAGCCGACCUUCAUGCUUGCAUUCUUCACAUCUUUGCAACUAUAGUCGCAACUGGAGAAUGCCAGGCAACCGUCAUCCCUCAAGCGCUGCCAAUCUUCAAACGCUUCAUCACCAGCCUUGCACCAGAUGCUGAAGCAACAGACGAAACCAGCAAGCAACUACGUGCAACACUGGCGCGCUUCCUUGCCAUUCUCAAGCACGCCCAGAAGCGGGAUUUCGAUGCUGCUCUCGCGUGCGAGAAGAACACCAUUCUCACAACUACCAUUUUGUUAAGUUCUGUGCCGUCUGCCUUCUCACCUGAUGAUCCGCUUGUCAAACGAUUCGUUGAUGAUCUUUUCGACUGUCUCGAUACGCGGACGACAAGCAAAGUUGCAGCAGGAUGUUGUCGCUCGCUUCUGCUACUGCCCAAGAAGAGCGCUUUGGAAACAAGUCUUGCCAAACUUCUUCUGCCUCCCACACUCUCUUUCCUUGCCAGGCCUUCUGAGGUGGAAGGCCUUGAAGAGUCACGCACAACACUCGCACAGACUCUUGUCAGCUUCAUCUCAACUCUUCAGGAACCAGCACAGCGACAAGUUGCAAGCAAGAUUAUUGUUCCAGCCUUGCUAGCACGCGCACAGGCCGAACCCAGUGCAACCCAAGAAACAGCUGCAAGGUUGCUCGAGCUGGCUGGAGCCGACCAGCAGGCUUUCAGAAGUGUAGUAACUGGGCUGACUCCCGAGCAAAAGUCCUUUAUGGAAGGUGUGCUAAAGAGUGGACAAGGAUCCAGACGGCAGGAGACGAGCAGGGAAGACGACGGAAUGCCCAAGAUUGCUCUCAAGAUGGACUUUGGCUCGUAGGCUGUGGUUUGAUUGUCCCCAAAACAGGGUGUGGAUUGGGAAUUUCGGGAAUGAAAUGGACAAAUCAAUGGGUAUGAGUUGAUGACAAUGGCAGGGCUUAAGUGUAUGCAUGUUUGAUGACUAGAAGGGUUGUUUGAUACCAGAUAGGAAAUUUUAUUCUAAC
This is a messenger RNA of Exserohilum turcica Et28A, 6262 nucleotides long. RefSeq lists its product as uncharacterized. Lineage: Eukaryota; Fungi; Ascomycota; Dothideomycetes; Pleosporales; Pleosporaceae. Gene Ontology annotation, biological process: intracellular protein localization; retrograde transport, endosome to Golgi; endocytosis. The record is from RefSeq and is a predicted model, not a curated record. Gene Ontology annotation, cellular component: Golgi apparatus; membrane; endocytic vesicle. The transcript is spliced from 7 exons. Bases 1 to 6099 code for a protein of 2032 amino acids.